AUGCGUCGUGCUCGGAAACCAAAUGACUAUAUCGAAGCCGAGAGUCAGGUCUCUCCAACAUAUGGUAGGGAACCAAAAUUUCAACUUCCCAAAAGAAAAACCUUAACCAAUGACCGAGCAGAUGACGAAACUGAAUCCUCGUAUUGUGACAGCUCUGGGAGUUCCGCAGUGCCUGAUGACUCCGUGGAAUACAUGAAAACACCAUCGCCACAAACACUCACUAUGCAGCCAUCACGGUUGAGCGCAAGAUACAAUCGAGCUAGGCGUCUCCGAAGGCGCCGUUUUAUUGAAUCAAGCUCAGACCUCAACCUCUCACCUUCUCCUUGCCCUCGGAUGCGCAGUCCAGAUGGAAGUUCGUUCAUGGUGUAUGGUGGUUCCCUUUCAGGUAGACUAGAAAGUGCUAUCUUGGCUCUCGAUCAGUUGAAGAGUUGUCUACAAGGUGUUAAGCUGGAUAUCGACCAGGACGAUGGAGAAGCUGGCGAGUACUGA
Ilyonectria robusta is the source of this 489-nucleotide messenger RNA. RefSeq lists its product as uncharacterized. Bases 1 to 489 code for a protein of 162 amino acids. NCBI's taxonomy places the organism in Eukaryota, Fungi, Ascomycota, Sordariomycetes, Hypocreales, Nectriaceae. The transcript has a single exon. The record is from RefSeq and is a predicted model, not a curated record.